UCUGCCUUCCGAAUCACAGUCCGCCAUGGCAAAACGAACCAGUGCAUUACGCAAAGCUGGCUGGUUAGUGGUUAAGAACUGGCUAAUGCGUAAGAAGCGUCGAAUAGAACUUGCGCCCAAGCGAACGUGGAAAAAAUAUUGGGUGUGCCUCAAAGGCACGGUGCUACUCUUCUUUCUCUGUGAUGAUCAUGGCGAGGUCAGACCUGAUGCAAUACCACGCCACCUUCUGGUGAUAGAAAGUGGCAUUGCUCAAGCUGUCCCCGAGCAUCCCAAGAGAGAAUAUAUCUUUGCUCUCAGUACGGCCUAUGGGGACGCAUACCUCUUCCAGGCGCAGUCCUUGACGGAGCAAGAUAACUGGAUCUGCGCUAUUCACUCAGCCUGUGCGUCAUCCUUCGCCCGACAGCACGGAAAAGACAACACACUCAAGCUGCUUAAAUCAGAGACACUCAAGUUAGAAAAUAGUAUAGAUAUGGACGUCAAAAUGAAGAAAAUGGCUGAACUUCAGAUGUCCGUCGUUCAGGAUCCGCGGAGCAAAACCGCCAUCGCUAAACAAAUCGCACAAUGGGACGAGAAUCUGGAGAAGCUGUACGUGGAGCAGUUUCGGUUUCGAUGCUACGUAGCUUCGCUACAGGGCACAGAGCUUCCUAACCCUAAGAACCUGCUCACUAAUGCAAGUAAGACCACCAAAACGCUUUUGAAUCGACUUGGUGUGUUUACGAUGACGGCAUUCCACGCGUUGGUGUCGGCAAGAUCUCCUAUCGCUGCUGCUAAAUACUACAAAUCAUCAAGGAAGAAACUUCGGCAGCGGCCAAAGUUAAAACGGUCUGACAAGGACGUGGUCGACUUGACGCCGAUCGAGCAUGACUCGGCCGAGGAAAGAUUCGCCGAAAAGACGCCAAACAUCGGCGACAGUCUCGUGCGAAUCGUCACACCGGGUAAACAACAAAUAGUGCUUCCAAUACACGAUAAGUUGACAGUCGAGGAGUUGCUCGAUAUGGCUAGCAUGAAGCGGCGGUUGAACGAACGAGACUAUUAUCUUCGGUUCAGGAAGCCGAACUCUGAAGAUUAUCUUGCCGUUAAGAAGGAUAUGAUAGUCAAAAAGUUGAUUUUCGAUCAAAUCGAGCUCUGUCAGAAGAUAGUCUUCCAGUGUGAACUACUCAAACCGGACCUGCGUGGAGAUUUCGGCCUCCACAUUGAGGCGGAGUUGUCUCAUGACACCGUAAAGGAGGACGAACUCAGGGUGUUCAUUAAUGAUGUCAGGAGGGGAUCCUUAGCGGAGGGAAAAGGUUUAAAGGCCGGCGAUGAAAUUCUCGUCAUCAACGGAAAAAUCGUCUCAGAACUCGACAUGGUCUACAUCGAGGGCAUGUUCCAGGAGCGAGAGUCCGUCUGCCUGACUGUUCGUUCCUGUCGUUCCCAGCGGCCGUUCUCCGCAGCGCAACAGGAGCACGCCGACAAGUACAUCCAGAACAUGGUGGUGCCGCCCCCACCAAGCUCUUCACGUCUCAGCGAUAAGACCAUCGGUGAGCUGAUAGUCCCCGCGCCGGUAGUACAAACACCAACGAUAGAAGAGCGGUCCGAUUCUCCACACUCUUCCUCAGUGGCCUCCUCCAGAUCAGACAACCAGAUCGCAUCAGAUCAGAUUAGUAAUCUACUACAUUCGGCCGAGCAGGUGACCGAUCUAUGUCGGAAAGGGGAUCGGGACAGCAUUGGCGGUAAGGUGGCAGCACUCUCCGAUGCUCAGCGACUGAGGAAGUGUAUCAUGGAGCUGAUAGAAACAGAGAGGGCGUAUGUCCAGGAUUUGAACAAUUUGAUUGAGCGCUACCUUGAACCUCUUAAAGCAGAGACGUUCCUUUCUAGUGAAGAUAUUGAACAACUGUUUGGCAAUAUACAAGAAAUAGUGCAGUUCCAGCGUCUUUUCCUCCGGAGUUUAGAAGAGGCCAUCGAGAUGGAACCCGAUUUCAUGACCUUGGUGGAUACCAAACAAUUCAGGCGCAUCUUAUUUUCGCUUGGAGGUUCGUUCCUCUACUAUGCGAACCACUUCAAGUUGUAUUCGUCUUUUUGUGCCAGCCAUUCGAAGGCCCUCAAAGUUCUCAAUCCCGCCCUUCAUUCUUCGGAUGAUGAGGCAAAUGAAGCCCUUCGAACAUUCCUACGCUCCCGCAACCCACGACAACAGCAUUCCGCAACCCUCGAGUCCUACCUCAUCAAACCGAUACAGCGCAUCCUCAAGUAUCCGCUGCUUCUUAAUCAGCUGAAGAGUCUGACGCUGUCCAACACGGAGGAGAACUAUCAUCUCAGUGCCGCUAUGGUGUCAGAGGCGCUCAAAGGGAUGGAAACAGUCGCCGAGCACAUCAACGAGAUGCAGAAGAUCUAUGAGGAAUACGGCGCUGUCUUCUUCGAACUCAUGAAACUGUACCGCGAAGCUCAUCCAACACGAAUACCAAUUGAUCUCAAUAUCGGGGAGCUUCAGAUGUAUGGGAUAGUCGAGUGGUUGAACGCCUCAGCUGACCUUGGAAAGAUCAAGAAAGGUCAGGAGCUGAUCACGUCGUGUUUCGUCUUCAAGUCUGGAGUCGUCCUCAUGUGUAAAGAGAGGAUUAAACAGAAGAAGAAGAGGCCUCAGAACCCAAACAAAGCACCGACGCCCGAGGUGUUAGAGUUUGUCCGCUUCCAGACGUUGAUUCCCGUCAACGAGGUCCAAGUCCGCAGUAGUAACCAUGACAUGGGCAACAUCUAUUGGUGGGAGCUCGUCCAUCUGAGGGCGGAGAAUUCGGGCCGCCCAGAGAAGGUCUAUCAGUUGGCCAAUAGGCUGAUUCUUGUGAGCACCCCUGAGGCCAAGAACGACUUCCUCCGUACGAUUCGACAGAUCAUUCGCGAAAGCGUACGCAGAAUGUCCAUUCCAAGACAGCAACAGCUCCAGAAACAAAAGGUCAUGAUGCCGUCGGGUGUGCCGCCGAUGGCGGACGUCCCGAAGAAUCCGCGUAGCAUCGCAAAACGGCGCAUACAGCAAUUAGAGACACAGGAGAGACAUUCGAUGGAUUUAACCGAUCAUUUUAAUGUUAUGGAAUACGAAGCGGAUUUUAGGACUCGAAGCAAAACGUUGGGGAAUUUGAACAAUAUGGACAUGGGAAGCAGCGAAGAUACUGCUCCUGACCUGGCAGCAUCUUCAGUAUCUCAGAUAAGCACGACAUCAUCGACGUCACAGGUCAGUAAUCAGACAAUGGAGCGGCCGGGUUCUGCGCGGUUAUUGUAUUCAAGUAAUAAUCCCUUAACUUAUUCCUACUCAUCGAUCAGUAACGCUGGUAGCGACCUGGGUUCUCCGAUUUGGAAGCCGCGACAGAUUCCGCAAAGUGCUAAACCGACCAAGGCGGGGAAAAGUAAACGUCAUCACCAUCAUACUAAGAUCGUGACGGAGCAUGACCGUGAUGUCAUGUCCGGUGCUUCGGCGUACGGCGAUUACGCCGGUAUUAUGUACGGUGAGAAGAGUUCAACGGCGGGAUCGCCGAGUACUGUUUUAGAAAGUGUCGAGGAUACGGAAUGUUGAUGAUUCGUGCCACUAGGUGGAGUUUAUGUUGUUGUGAAUUAACGGCAGGGAAGUGGCAGCCGCUGAUUUCAGUAGAUUUUUUGGGGACGUUACCUCCAGGAGAAUGAAAAAUGAGGGAAAGCUUUUAAGAAGAUGGCAGGUGUCUGACGAUGAUUCCUUUUAUCAGUUCCAUUAACUUUUUUACUGCCAGUUCGGAAAUGCCUGCACGCUAUUACUGCCCAGCUACUCAUGUUAUUUCAAAACCUUAGAAAUGGACAACGAAUUGGGCUGCGCCUCAUCGAAUUAUCUCAUCCUGUUUAUUAAGACUUUAUCUUUACCCUGUAAAACAUCUUUGAUAGUUGUUUGAUAUUUGCUGAAAUGUACAAAUUUGCAAGGGAGUUUUCUGUCUUUUUCCAAUAAAUUGACGGAUUUCAAUUUGUGCGACUACACACUCAAGCUUGGCAGUGUUGGUCUCAUUCAAUCUGCAUUAUUGACAGCUAACUCCAAAAGAAACCUGACUGACAUCUAUCGGAUUGGUAGAAGAAAAAGGGGAAACGUAUCUGUACGUGUUAGGCCAUGAGUUGCUUAGUUCUGUAUACGUGUUUGGACGCGUUUGGCUGAAAAAGACUUCCAUAUGAGCUUGAUUUAUCCUUUCGCUGUGCCUCAUUGCACACCGAUUUUUAAAACGAGUGCUGUAAACCGCCAACAUUGUACACCCCUUUAUUUGGCAAAAGGUUUAAGAAACAGAACUUGUACAAGCACUUAGAUGGACUUUAUCUGUAACUUCCGAUUGAUUUAUUGGCAUUUUCGAUCCCAUGUCUCGAACUUGAUGCACGUAGAUGAUGGAGAUCACUGUUUACUGUAAACAUUGGAAUAUUUGCAUAACUUUUUUCUAUCUCUUUCUUGUUUUGUGAUAAUCGCAAAAACAGAUUGCAGCGAAAAAGAAAAUGUCAUCGAAAUCACUCUCACACGGCAAAAGUUGCAAUUUAGACAAAAAUGUCCAAAAAAUGGCUGCGAAUAUUUCCGGGUUCACAGUGCUCCAUUACAGUACAUGUCCAAAGUAAAUGUCCACAUCAGUUUCCACCAUAUCCCUCUAAUUUGUUGCUCAUCUUCAAAAGACCAUCAAUUUGAAAAUAAUGCACACCGUUUCUUUCUUUUUAAAGGGGAGCUAUAGGCAGGAGCAGAUGGUCUAAUUUGGCCAUCUUCAAGUGACUAAUAUACAAUGUAAGGGUCCUGGGUCAUGUCAGACUCGGCACUAAAUAUAUUCCUUGUACAAGCGUGAAUCAUUUCGACGUACUGUGAGAUGUGAGAGACCCCUAUUGGCGGCUUUGUGUAACUUUAUCUUGCCUGCCUAGCUGCUGCCUAUAUUGUCCCUUUAAGUUCCUGGUUCAGUUUUCAGUUAUGUGAUCUGACGAGUGCUUUGUGCAUGAGAAUCGAAAAUGCUGCUGACAUUUACUUUUGACACGGACUGUCAUGUUACAUCUUAAACGUGUGUGUGGUUAUUUUUUUGCGGUAUUAGUGAUGUGAUUUGGUCGAGAAAAAUGUGCGACACAUGCUGGCCUGAUAUGGUAUUGUAACAUUUAGCCUUAGUCCGUUUCAAGGUUGCUAGACUUGAUAUUUCUGUAUAGAAUCUGUAUAACAUGUACUAGUAUUUUGAUUUACUUGACUGGAUGUAUAAUCUAAAUUUGGCGUUCUCCUGUCUUCAGACAAAGUGAAUGAAACAUUUUUAGUGCCCAUCCUCCUUAUUUUUAUGCACAUCACCACAAUGUUCGAUUUUUUAUUUCUUGAAAUAUCUGAUAACCUUUGACAGUCUUACAAAUAGUUUUUAUCCAAUUUGCAGGAACUAACAUAUUUGAUUCAGUUCAUCCUUUAUUUCACUUACAAAUAACUGUUGGUGUCCAUGCAACUGUCAAUGUUUAAUCUUGUACACCCCCUCCUCAAGGGCAUGACACACUCAUGACAAGUUUUCUGAAUCUGGUGGCAAAAGCUAUGGACAUCCAAUAGCGACUGUCAAAAACAGAAUCGGCUAGUUACACCCCUUGCCAAAGACAUGUCAAGACAUAUGACCCCACUUUGAUGAGUGUUCAUCAAGAUUGCAACACAGUUACAUGUACAGGCUCAUAAGGAUGCAUGGGGUGAUAUGCCAGAUGAAUACUUCCUCUAAUUAACCACUGGUACGUGAUAUGUAACUCCCAAGUCACUGACAAUUCCAUGACUCAGCAGAAGGGGGGGGGGGGUACAAGACCUGCAUUGAUACAUGUAGUUGCAUUUAUCAGGUGUUAUCCAAUACAAACUUUGCUUCAAAAUUA
Messenger RNA from Lineus longissimus, 5826 nucleotides. RefSeq names its product protein still life, isoforms C/SIF type 2-like. Bases 26 to 3538 code for a protein of 1170 amino acids. The transcript is spliced from 21 exons. Gene Ontology annotation, cellular component: membrane; synapse. Gene Ontology annotation, biological process: small GTPase-mediated signal transduction; positive regulation of axonogenesis; activation of GTPase activity. Gene Ontology annotation, molecular function: protein binding; guanyl-nucleotide exchange factor activity. The record is from RefSeq and is a predicted model, not a curated record. Lineage: Eukaryota; Metazoa; Nemertea; Pilidiophora; Heteronemertea; Lineidae.